AUGGCGUCGAUGUUCCUCUUCUACCACAUCACCUGUUUCCCAGCCCCUCAACGUAUUCAAACAGAAAACGCACUUGACAAGGUCGCCAGGUCCAAUGAAAAUAAAACCAUUUUUAGCCAAACUGAUAGGGUCCACAGGGUAGACGUCGGACCAACACCCCGAAAAUGUUUGCAACCUUUCCUCCUCAUUAUGGAACCUGAAUUCACUGUCCCUGACGGAAGGAGUGACGAGGAUCAAUUGAAGGCAGCUGCAGAAACCAUGGGAAACAACAGAAGUGUACAUGAAGAACCGUUGACACAAACACAGUACACACACCUGGACGAGAAGAGGAGGUAUCUGGCGAUGCUGAAGGAGAGAGAGGACCUGGUCUGGGAGCAGUCUCAAGAUGACGUCACUGACACCGAAUUCAUUGAAGUCACAGAGACCCCACCGAAAUACGCGGAAAUUCUUCCCGAAGACUUCCUGUUUCCAUUCGAGAAUCUGAUCUUUGAGGGAGGUGGCAACAAGGGACUCGCCUAUGUAGGUGGUAUAAAGUACUUGGAGGAAAUAGGAAUGAUGCCACGAAUUCGAAGAUUUGGUGGAAGUAGUGCAGGGGCAAUAACCGCAACACUGGUAGCCCUGGGUUACAGUUCCUGCGAUAUAGAAGUUUUCAUGUCUGAUGAUCUUGAGGAGAUAUUUUUAGACCACUCCUGCGGGUACUUCAGUCUUCUGCCCAACCUCCUGAGCAAGUUUGGCUGGAAUCCUGGCGACAGGUUUUCUGAUUGGUGCGGUGACAUGAUCAAAGAAAAGUCUUCGACAGCGAACCCCGACAUGACCUUCUAUGAUUUGUACAGAGAACGUAGAGUGGAGCUGUGUAUUGUAGUCACCAAUCUGAACCAGAUGAGGAGUGAGUACUGCCACCCCAAAACUACACCGGAUAUGCCGAUAAGGGAAGCAGUGCGCAUGUCAAUGGCUUUGCCAGGUUUAUUUACUGCCCGUUUCUAUGACAACCACGGUCGAAUGGACACGUAUGUUGAUGGUGGUCUCCUGUGUAACUACCCGAUACACUGUUUUGAUGGGUGGUGCCUAUCAAUGGCUAAAGAAGAUUCGUUCAUGCACCGUGUGAAAUCUCUGAGAGAGUUACCGUACUUGAAGUCUCAGUUCUUUCAACCACCAAGUAACAAAACAGUGGGGUUUCUUGUGUAUGAUGACGUAGAGAUGGAGAUCAUGAGGUACAGACUAGAACACAGAUACGGCUGUAACGAACCAGCAACUCCAAGUAAACAAACUAAAUUGUUUGAACUGAAGCAGACGAAAAAAGCUGCCAAAGGAAAAGCCGACUGUGAACACAGACGGAUCGUCAAGGCCGUGGAGAAUUUCAUGAAGGCACUAAACAAGCACAAUUUAGAUGACAAUGAAUUUAUUGAUAAACACAAACUACAGGAUGCACUUGAAGACACGAGGUUCCAGGGAUUUGGGAGAAGAGACGUCCAGAAUUUGGGCGAUUUUUUAUCCGCUCUGAUGGACACGAUGUUGACCAACCUCAAAUAUGUCUUUGUUAAGGAAUCUGAUGACUUCAGGACAGUGGGCAUCAACACAGGGCAUAUCGGAACUUCGGAUUAUGCCCUGGAAGAGGCAGAUAAAGAGUUCCUGAUUCAGAGGGGCUACAACGCUACCAGGGCGUUCUUGAAGUAUUACGUGGCUAAAGGCAGGGAGUGCCAGAGGAAAACCACAGGCCAUCUUCUCAAUGGGGGCCCUAACACGGACGUUACAGAUGGGGGCCUAGGGCUAGACACUGGGGGCCCUCACACAGACGUUACAGAUGGGGGCCUAGUGCUAGAUACUGCUAGUGGGGGCCCUGCUAAAGACAACACUUCUAAUGGGGCCUCACGAUAG
This is a messenger RNA of Physella acuta, 1875 nucleotides long. RefSeq lists its product as uncharacterized. The record is from RefSeq and is a predicted model, not a curated record. Gene Ontology annotation, biological process: lipid metabolic process. NCBI's taxonomy places the organism in Eukaryota, Metazoa, Mollusca, Gastropoda, Physidae.